GGGAAGCAGCACAGCCGGUGCAGUGUUUGACCCUGGACAUGGAGCUGACCGCGAUGAGAGCCGCAACACUUCUGCUGCUGUUGUGCUCCUCCGCCGGAGGAGCGCAACAGUCCGCUGCUGGAAAAGCGUAUUACAUAGCAGCUGUAGAAAUCGGUUGGGACUACGUGUACUUGGACGCUGUUGACCCAGCGCCCGACCAAAGGAGAUCCAGAGAUAUUCCUCAAAAAUACGUCAAGGCAGUUUACAGAGAGUAUACAGAUUCUACAUACACUGUCCCCAAACCAAGGCCAGCAUGGACAGGUAUUCAAGGCCCAGUGAUUGUUGCUCAGGCUGGUGAGACGGUGAUGAUCCACUUUAAAAACCUGGCCUCUCAGUCCUACAGUAUCAGCCCUGUGGGGAUCACCUACUGGAAACAGUCUGAAGGAGCCGGCUAUGAUGACUACACAGCAGGCCAUGAGAAGGAGGAUGAUGCCGUCUCUCCUGGAGGCUACUAUAAGUACGUGUGGGAGAUCAGCCCUAAUGACGGUCCCACUUCCAGUGAUCCAGAGUGCCUCACCUACUCCUACUCAUCCCAGGUGGACACAGUCCGAGAUGUGAACUCAGGACUCAUCGGUGCCUUGCUCAUCUGCAAAACAAGUGCCCUCACAGAUGAUGGCCAGAGGAGAAACCCGGCGUUUGUCCUGCUGUUUGCAGUAUUUGAUGAGACCAAGAGCUGGUAUGGAGAGAUAGGAGAGAGGAAGAGCAGAGAGAAGUUCAAGAGAAGCAUCGGCAGAAAGGAAUACCACACCAUCAACGGAUAUAUCAACUCUACAUUACCCGGUUUGACAAUGUGUCAGAGCCGUAAACAUGUGUUCUGGCAUCUGAUUGGGAUAGGCACAACUCCAGAAAUCCACUCUAUUCAGUUUCAGGAUCACACUUUGCAGGUGUUGACCCAUCGGAAAGUCACCGUUGAGAUGACCCCGAUGACAUUCAUCACUGCAGAAAUGAGACCUGUUACUUUAGGCCGCUUCCUUAUGAGCUGUCAGAUACAUGCUCACCGCCACGAUGGCAUGAACGCCUUCUUCACGGUGGAGAAAUGCCCCGAACCUGUGAUUCUGCCGGGACCCGACCUGCGUAACGUCAAACACGAGGAUAACGCGGACAGCGGUGAUGACUACAGUGUCGAUGGCGAGGAUAUGUUCAACACCAUAAGCUUUCAGCCUAGGAAGCAACAACUGCAAGCAAGAGCCAGCGGAGGACAGCCAUCUAGGACCUGGGAGCAUUACAUCGCUAUUGAAGAGGUCACCUGGGACUACACCCUUCGCUUCAAACUCGCAGAUAGUAAGUUGCAGUCAGGAUAUUUGGUUGCACCUCCCCAUCACCUGGACUACAAGUAUACAAAGGCUGUGUAUGUGGAAUACACAGAUGGAUCUUUCACUCGGAGGAAGAACCCUGCCCCGACACUGCUGGGUCCACUUCUGAAAGGAAAAAUCAACGAUCAAAUCUUUAUCACGCUCAGAAACCUGGCCAGUCGCCCUUUUAACAUCUACCCCAAUGGCCUUACCAAGAUCCUUCCACUGCAUAGAUCCCCCAACGCUGCAGAGAAAGACUUGUGCUCCAUGGGAGUGCCGCCCAACGGGACGUUUAGCUACGUUUGGAGGCUAACAUUAGAUGAUGGACCCUUGGAGGGAGACCACCAGUGUCUGACCCAGCUGUAUCAGAGCACCGUCUCCCGAGAGAGGGACUUGGCCUCCGGGCUGGUGGGCACCCUGCUCAUCUGCAAACACAACACCAUGGACACCAGAGGACGUCUGUUGGGCCCAGACAAAGAGUGGAGCCUGAUAUUUGCUGUGUUUGAUGAGAACAGAAGUUGGUACUUCAACGAAAACAUGCAGAAGUCCAGCCAAACCUCCUGGAACAUCACAGACCCUAAAUUCUACAGCUCUAAUGUCAUUUACAGUAUAAACGGCGACAUGUUCGGCGGGCGACAGUUUGUGGUGUCUCAAACGGACGUUGCCUUCUGGCAUGUGGCCUAUGUGGGCACCCAGAGUGACUUCCUCUCUGUUUACUUCACUGGAAACCUCUUUGAGUACCAAGGCCUUUACCAGUCCGUCCUCACCCUCUUCCCCAUGACUGCCAUAACCGUUCCAAUGGAAACCGUGCUGAUGGGUGAGUGGGAGAUCAGUGCCUAUGAUGGCAGCCUCAAGAGCAAGGGGAUGAGCAUCCGCUACAGCGUACGUCAUAGCGACGAUGGAGACCGAGUUGAUCAUGACGAGAUUGAAGGCGAUUACUUUGACUAUGUCGAUCAGCCAGAUCUACAGCCGAGGGGCAGAAGAUCUAAAAAUCGCACAGUGUUGGUUCCAGUGUGUGAGAAACCCCUCGCGAAUAACAAUACUCAAUCAGGAAACACUUCCAGUCAAAAUGCCAUUUGUAAUAAAACUGAGGGGACUGCGGGUGAACAACAUUCAGCAUCUCAGCUGAAGGAAGUGACUGCAACAUCACCAGAAGAAGAGGGAGGAAUCCCACAGGAUAUCUUGGAGGAAAUAGAGAGAGAUGGGGAGCGGACAGUUUCUCUGAAUGGGACUGAACCUGGAGUAGAGGGAGGUGGCAGGCACAGGAGACAAGCGGACGGCAACUGGACAGAUGUAGAUAUCGGUUCUGGAGCCUCAGAAGAAGAAGGACCUGAGCUAGAGAUUGGAGAAGAAGCGGCUAAAGAUAGGACUGAGGCUGGUGCCGAGGUAAAAGCUGAGGAAAGGAAAGAAGCGUCAAGUGUGAAUAAUGGGACGAAUGGAAAGCUCGAAGAGAGCAACGAGAUCUUACUUGACAGCAAUCCACAGCUGAACGAGAAGGACUCAACUGUAGGGCUAAGCAAUUCAGAAGAGAUGGAUCAAAACAUAGUCCCACAAAACCACAUCCGGUCUGAACCUGAACGACUUACAGUAGAUCUGCCAGAUCUGGAAUACAACUACACUGUUAAUAACAACGUCACAACAGGAAUUGAUCUGUCCCUCGAGUAUGAUGACUACGAACAAGAGGUGAACGGCACAUCAGAUAUACUUGCUUUGGAUUACAUGGACCUGCGCUCCGGAGACACCAGCCAUCGCAAAGUCUACUACAUUGCUGCUGAGGAGAUCAGCUGGGACUACGGCAUCAGAAAACCACACCAGUUAAUCAAACCCAGAGAGAUGCGUCGAGGGAUGAGGAAGUUCCUGCCAGAUUAUAAGAAGGUGGUGUUUCGGGCCUACAGCGAUAAAGACUUCCUACUUCCUGUAAGCAGAGGAGAGCCCCAACAACACCUGGGAAUCAUGGGACCUUUCAUCAGAGCUGAGAUUAAUGGUGUCCUCACUGUGGUCUUCAAGAACAAGGCAUCCAGGCCUUACUCCUUUCACCUUCAGGGGGUCUAUGACCGCAGCCAGGGGGCCGGCAUCGACCAAACCCAUGCCUCCUCUGCUCCACCCGGGGUCCCAGGAGAGCCUGUGGCCCCUGGGGAGGCACGGCAAUAUACCUGGAGAGUAACCAGCAAACAAGGACCAACCAACACUCAAUUUGCCUGCAAGACUGGGGCUUACUACUCCACUGUGGAUAAGGAGAAGGACCUUCAUUCAGGUCUGAUUGGUCCACUGGUGAUCUGUAAAUCCGGUAUUCUCCAGACGCGUCAGAACACGCAGCCAGACGUCCAGGAGUUCGCCCUCCUCUUCCACACCUUUGAUGAAACUAAAAGCUGGUACAUGGAGGAGAACCUGCGGCGGCACUGUGCUCCGCCCUGUCAGGCCAACACUGAGGACCCCUGGUACCACACCAGCAAUAAGUUUGCAGCAAUAAACGGUUAUGUGGCAGAGACACUUCCUGGUCUGUUGGUCGCCCAGCACCAGCUCGUCAGGUGGCACCUUCUGAAUGUUGGAAGUGAUGGAGAGUACCACGCUGUGCAGUUCCAUGGUUUACCUUUCACUGUUCACACCGGAAAGGAACACCGUAUGGGGGUCUACAACCUCUUCCCUGGGGUGUUUGGCACGGUGGAGAUGAGACCCCCCACAGUCGGCACGUGGCUUGUGGAGUGCACUAUCGGAGACUACCAGCUGGCCGGCAUGAGGGCUAAACUACUGGUCUAUAAUCCACGAUGUGUCUUGCCUCUGGGGAUGAAAUCAGGAAGGAUCAAGGAUUCCCAGAUUACAGCAUCAGAUCACAUAGAUAACUGGGAGCCGAGGCUGGCGAGGCUGGAGCAGUCGGGUUUCAUCAAUGCCUGGAUGGGCAGAAACAAAAUGUCAUGGAUACAAGUUGACCUUCAGAGGCCCACCCUGUUGCACGCUGUGCAGACACAGGGAGUCAGUUACAAGCUGAGGGACAACUACAUAGCAAUCUUCCGCAUCUCCUACAGCCUGGACCAAGAGACGUGGACCACCUACAAAGGAAACCGGCAGAACAAAGCAUUUUAUGGCAACAUGGACAGCUCCAAGGUGAAAGACAACCCCUUCUCUCCACCAUUUGUGGCUCGCUACGUCAGGAUUCAUCCGGUAAACUUUGUGAAAACGCCUGCUCUCCGCCUGGAGCUGCUGGGCUGCGAUCUCAACAGCUGCUCUCUCCCUCUCGGGCUCCAGAAGAGGCUGAUUCCUGACGCCAGCUUUAGUGCUUCCUCGUUUUAUUCAUCUCUGCUGCGUAGCUGGAGCCCCGGCCUCGCUCGCCUCCACCAGGAAGGCAGCGCCAACGCCUGGAGGCCAAAGAACAACAACCCUCACGAGUGGCUGCAGGUUGACUUGGGGAAAGUAAAACGCAUUACAGGGGUCGUAACCCAAGGAGCACGAUCAGUGUUUACCCAAAUGAUGGUGACCGAGUUCUCAGUCACCGUCAGUCAUGAUGGUCACUCCUGGAGCAGUGUGUUGGAGGAGAGCUCCCAAAGAGAAAAGAUCUUCACAGGAAACAACGAGUCAGACGAUGAAGCUCUCACCGUUUUUGAUCCUCCUCUGUUCGGCCGCUACCUCCGCAUCCACCCGCGGGGUUGGAUCAAUGACAUCGCCCUGCGUCUGGAGGUCCUGGGCUGUGACACACAGCAGGGGCCCUGACAACUCACCAACGCCACGCAGCAACAUUUUAGUAGCGUAAUGUAUCCUGGUUUCAUUUUGAAAUUCUUUUUAAGAGCACUUAAGUUAUAUAUGACAUGAAGCUGUUUGUAUAAGAGAAGCUAUUUGUUCUGUUCGACAUUUUUUAUUUAGCAAAGAAUCUUGUUUGAUGUCAUUUUAAAAAGGAUCUCUAACGUUGGUAGAAAUCUAUUUUAAGAUGUGAAUUUAAACAGAGCCACAGUUUUUAAAACACAGCUAAGGAACACAGUAGGCUAUUUGCUUUGCUUUCACUUCAGAGCAAACCUUUUGAAUGUAAACGUGUGUAAAUAUUUCAGAUGGAUGUAUAAAGUUUGAAUGUUUGAUGUAUAUUGUUGGAAAAGUUAGUAUUAAUGUAUUUUUCUGCUUUAUUAGAGUUUAUAUAAACGAUGAAUCUCAAA
Messenger RNA from Anarrhichthys ocellatus (wolf-eel), 5470 nucleotides. RefSeq names its product coagulation factor VIII, procoagulant component (gene f8). The transcript has 27 exons. Gene Ontology annotation, molecular function: signaling receptor activity. The coding region runs from base 39 to 5036 and encodes 1665 amino acids. The record is from RefSeq and is a predicted model, not a curated record. NCBI's taxonomy places the organism in Eukaryota, Metazoa, Chordata, Actinopteri, Perciformes, Anarhichadidae. Gene Ontology annotation, cellular component: plasma membrane.